This is a messenger RNA of Recurvomyces mirabilis, 2502 nucleotides long. RefSeq lists its product as uncharacterized. The transcript has 2 exons. The record is from RefSeq and is a predicted model, not a curated record. The coding region runs from base 1 to 2502 and encodes 833 amino acids. NCBI's taxonomy places the organism in Eukaryota, Fungi, Ascomycota, Dothideomycetes, Mycosphaerellales, Teratosphaeriaceae. Gene Ontology annotation, molecular function: protein binding.
AUGGCUGAAGGCUCGAGUGGCAGAGGAGAUGGGCUGCUGGAUAUGGAGAAAGAGUUGACAUGCUCGGAAUGGUUUGCAUGGCAAGCAGAAUCGGUGCACAACAGCCGCCAACAUAGAGCACAUCCAUACACAUGCCCGUCAUGCCGAGAUGGAGUGCGUGGGACAAAAGCAGACUGGCGAUUGACCACUUUACUCGAAGGCUACUUAAAAGCCAAUCCAGAUCGUGCCAAGAGUGAGGUGGAGAAGCAGGAGUCACAAAAAGUGUAUCAGCCAGGCGACGAUGUGAUGCCCAAAGUACAGCCUAGGCGGGACGAUACUGACAGUGAGGAAGAGCGAAUGAUCUCCCAAGCUCGUGACCUCAGUAUGGCUGAAGUUGAUCCGGAAACGGCACGUCGGAGAGCGCAUAGGGCGCCGCGGUCUGGCAGAGAGCACAGAAGACAGGGCGAGAGAGGAGAUGGAUCUGGUCGCUCGCAGCAGACCGGACAGCGCCAGCUCUCCGAGGCACAAUUGCGACAGCAUGACGCUGGUGGACCCCAAAUCGAGCACCAGCCUUCGCUACGCAGUCUUUUGAGUGCAUCGCCGAUCGAGUCAUUGGAUGUGCAGCAGGAGAUACUGCAGUCAAUCUACGCGGAAGGCCUGCUCGAUGGUCUCGAUCUUGACAACUUGACGCCGGCGCAGGAGGAUCAACUCACAGAACGAAUCGCGGAAGCAUACAGGCGUAGACAGCGAAGGAGAGAUCGUUCUGACACCCGGGAUCAUGGUCAGCAAGGUGAGCAAGUGACACAACCUUCGACAGCAGGAGCAGAAGCCCAGAUGCGCGAUCGUCAUCAUGCCAGGACAGUGAGUGCAUCAGCACAGCAAUCGCGACCGAGACCGCCUAUUUCGAGACCUCACUUGUUCGAGCAAGACCGGCAAUACUUGGAUGUGCGACAUCAGCGGUCAACAAGCACAGCAAGCCAGCAAAGUAAUCGCUCAGCUCACGGCAGAGAUGGCUCUACAGCUUCAGCGGCACGAUCGGCCACUGAUCUGACGGAUCAGACGAGGACUGACGAAGGUCGUCGCGAACGGCAUCGAGCAUUGUCUAAUAAUGCUAGAAGUAUUACUGAUCCGGAAGGCCAUCGGAGUAGUGUCCACCGCAUGCGUGCAUCAUCGACGACCGAGCGCGAGACACGAGAUGACACGGCUCUUGCCGCGCGACCACUUGAGGCAGUAAGGAGACAGGACAUACCGACCAACAACAGCUCGCCAUCUUUGAUCGUGGUCGCGCCACCAGAAACAUCGCCGGGAGAGCGUCAGAUUAUACGACCAGCAGACUCAAACGCAGCCUUCGCACCCGAAGCUGUCCCCACAUCGACAAGAAUAACCACAGACCACCAGACAAUACGCCCAGCUCCCUCAACCUCAGCUUUCGCUCCUGAACCCAUCGGCAACCUCGACCUGACUACAUCCUCGGCACCAUCCAUCAAAUGCGCCCGCUGCCCGACGAUCAAUAUCCAACACGACCUCCACUACCACUGCCCCAAAUGUCGCUCCGGCUCCUUUUAUAUCUGUCUCCCCUGCUACCGCAACGAACAAGGCUGCGAUCACUGGUUCGGUUUUGGUUUCAAGACUGAGCAGAGGUGGUAUGCUCGUGCGCCUCCAGGUGGAUGGUCAUACCGUGAUGAGCCGCCCCAUGUGCUCCAGCCACGACGUUACACCAAGCCCACCGCCAAUACUACUACGUCCACACCGUACAAUGGAAGGAAGAGCUUAGAGGACGGCGCAUUCUGCGAAUCCUGCCUCAGCCCAGCGAACGACUGCUACUGGUACUGUCUCGACUGCCUAGAAGGCGCAUGGGGCUACUGCGACCACUGCGUGCAACGAGGCCUCCAUUGUACUCACCCUCUACUUCCCGUCGCACACAUCAGUACUCUCCGCCAACCCUUUGCCGACCCCACGCGAGCGACUUUCGUACCCAUGCCGCAUCUGCGUCCCGACAGCUAUGUUCUCUGGCCCGUGAGCACAGACUGCGACAUUUGCCAUCGCAAGAUCUCAGCGCGCGACCACAGAUUCCAUUGCUUCCGGUGCAGUGACGGCGACUAUGACGUUUGUACGGAAUGCUACUACAACCUCACCGCCACCGGCAAGAUCAGUACGGAGAAUGGCGCCAAUGGAUGGAGAAAGUGCUUGCAAGGGCAUCGGAUGGCAGUGGUUGGCUUCCAGGAUGUUCCACACGGAGGUCAACAGCGUAUCAUCGUCCGUCCUCCUGUCGGUGGCUGGCGGUACAAGGACGCCACUGCAUCACCGGGCGCAGAUCAACCGUUUCCUCCCGUGAGUAUCAAUAGGACCGAUAAAGCUCUGGCAGCAUAUAAUUACUUCCCUCGUAACCACGGAGCAGAUGAUCUGAGUUUUCCGAAGAAUGCGGAGAUCACUGAGCUGCAGGAAGAGACGGCCGAGUGGUAUAGUGGAAUCUAUUGUGCGAGGUUGGGAUUGUUUCCGAGCAGUCAUGUUAGGAAGACAUGA